GCUCGGAGUCCGUUCGGGGCCGGAGGCGGUCGGGGCCGGGCCCGGGAGGCGCGAGGAGCGCGGGUAGCGCCGCCGGAGCCCGCCGCCCGGGACAUGGCCAAGGCGGGCCGUGCAGGUGGCCCUCCCCCGGGCGGCGGUGCCCCCUGGCACCUUCGAAAUGUCCUCAGUGACUCCGUGGAGAGCUCAGAUGAUGAAUUCUUUGAUGCCAGAGAGGAGAUGGCUGAAGGGAAGAAUGCCAUCCUCAUUGGGAUGAGCCAGUGGAACUCCAAUGACCUCGUGGAGCAGAUCGAGACCAUGGGGAAACUGGACGAGCAUCAAGGAGAAGGGACCGCGCCGUGCACAUCCAGCAUCCUCCAGGAGAAGCAGCGAGAACUGUACCGGGUUUCCUUGAGAAGACAGAGGUUCCCAGCCCAGGGAAGCAUCGAGAUCCACGAAGACAGCGAGGAAGGCUGCCCGCAGCGCUCCUGCAAGACACAUGUCCUCCUGCUGGUCCUGCACGGGGGAAACAUCCUGGACACGGGUGCCGGGGACCCGUCCUGCAAGGCAGCCGACAUCCACACCUUCAGCUCCGUGCUGGAGAAGGUCACACGAGCCCAUUUCCCUGCUGCCCUGGGCCACAUCCUCAUCAAGUUCGUCCCCUGUCCUGCCAUCUGCUCUGAGGCUUUCUCGCUUGUCUCUCACCCCAAACCUGCCAACCUGCCCGAUCCUGGCUGGGCUCACCUUGGGCCCCCUGUCUGCAGCCUGAACCCCUACAGCCAUGAUGAGGGCUGCCUCAGCAGCAGCCAGGACCACGUCCCUCUGGCCGCCCUUCCCCUGUUGGCCAUCUCCUCCCCGCAGUACCAGGAUGCUGUCACCACUGUCAUCGAGCGAGCCAACCAGGUCUACAGAGAGUUCCUGAAGUCCUCUGAUGGGAUUGGCUUCAGUGGGCAGGUGUGUCUCAUCGGGGACUGUGUGGGGGGCCUCCUGGCCUUCGAUGCCAUCUGCUACAGUGCGGGGCCCUCAGGGGACAGCCCUGCCAGCAGCAGCCGGAAGGGGAGCAUCAGCAGCACCCAGGACACCCCAGUCGUGGUGGAGGAAGAUUGCAGCCUGGCCAGCAGCAAGCGUCUCAGCAAAAGCAACAUUGACAUCUCCAGUGGGUUGGAGGAUGAGGAGCCCAAGAGGCCGUUGCCGCGGAAACAGAGCGACUCCUCCACCUAUGACUGCGAGGCCAUCACCCAGCACCAUGCCUUCCUCUCAAGCAUCCACUCCAGCGUGCUAAAGGAUGAGUCUGAGACCCCGGCGGCUGGGGGGCCGCAGCUCCCUGAGGUCAGCCUGGGCCGCUUUGACUUCGAUGUGUCCGACUUCUUCCUCUUCGGCUCGCCACUGGGCCUGGUCCUGGCCAUGCGGAGGACGGUGCUGCCUGGGCUGGACGGCUUCCAGGUGCGUCCUGCCUGCAGCCAGGUCUACAGCUUCUUCCAUUGCGCAGACCCCUCUGCCUCACGGCUCGAGCCACUGCUGGAGCCCAAGUUCCACCUGGUGCCGCCUGUCAGCGUGCCUCGCUACCAGAGGUUCCCACUGGGCGAUGGGCAAUCCCUCCUCCUCGCUGAUGCCCUACACACCCACAGCCCCCUCUUCCUGGAGGGCAGCUCCCGGGACAGCCCGCCACUUCUGGAUGCCCCUGCCUCGCCCCCUCAGGCCUCGAGGUUCCAGCGCCCAGGACGGAGGAUGAGCGAGGGGAGCUCCCACAGCGAGAGCUCGGAGUCCUCGGACAGCAUGGCACCCGUGGGUGCCUCCCGCAUCACAGCCAAGUGGUGGGGAAGCAAGAGGAUCGACUAUGCCCUGUACUGCCCUGAUGUCCUCACGGCCUUCCCCACCGUGGCCCUGCCCCACCUCUUCCACGCCAGCUACUGGGAGUCCACAGACGUGGUGGCCUUCAUCCUGAGACAGGUAAUGCGCUAUGAGAGCGUGAACAUCAAGGAAAGCGCCCGCCUGGACCCCGCAGCACUGAGUCCUGCCAACCCCCGGGAGAAGUGGCUUCGUAAGCGGACUCAGGUCAAGCUGAGGAAUGUCACGGCUAAUCACCGGGCCAAUGAUGUGAUUGCUGCUGAAGAUGGCCCCCAGGUCCUGGUGGGGCGGUUCAUGUACGGGCCCCUCGACAUGGUGGCUCUGACUGGAGAGAAGGUGGACAUCCUAGUAAUGGCAGAGCCAUCCUCAGGCCGCUGGGUACACCUGGACACAGAGAUCACCAACAGCAGUGGUCGCAUCACAUACAAUGUGCCGCGGCCCCGGCGCCUGGGGGUUGGCGUCUAUCCUGUGAAGAUGGUCGUCAGGGGCGACCAGACCUGUGCCAUGAGCUACCUCACGGUGUUGCCCCGGGGCAUGGAGUGCGUAGUGUUCAGCAUUGAUGGGUCCUUCGCGGCCAGCGUGUCUAUCAUGGGAAGCGACCCCAAGGUCCGGCCGGGUGCAGUGGAUGUUGUCCGGCACUGGCAGGACUUGGGCUACAUGAUCCUUUACAUCACGGGACGGCCGGACAUGCAGAAGCAGCGGGUGGUGUCGUGGCUGUCCCAGCACAACUUCCCACAGGGCAUGAUCUUCUUCUCCGACGGGCUGGUGCAUGACCCGCUGCGGCAGAAGGCCAUCUUCCUGCGCAACCUCAUGCAGGAGUGCUUCAUCAAAAUCAGUGCGGCCUAUGGCUCCACGAAGGACAUCUCUGUCUACAGCGUGCUGGGCCUGCCUGCCUCCCAGAUCUUCAUUGUGGGCCGGCCCACCAAGAAGUACCAAACCCAGUGCCAGUUCCUGAGCGAGGGCUACGCCGCACACCUGGCCGCGCUGGAGGCCAGCCACCGCUCACGCCCAAAGAAGAACAACUCGCGCAUGAUCCUGCGCAAGGGCAGCUUCGGGCUGCACGCGCAGCCAGAGUUCCUGCGGAAGCGCAACCACCUGCGCAGAACCAUGUCAGUGCAGCAGCCCGACCCGCCCGCCGCCAACCCCAAGCCCGAGCGGGCCCAGAGCCAGCCCGAGUCGGACAAAGACCACGAGCGGCCGCUGCCGGCGCUCAGCUGGGCGCGUGGGCCCCCCAAGUUCGAGUCGGUGCCCUGAGGGGUGGGCUGUGCUCAGAGCAGGGAGCGGGGGGCCCAAUCAGGCUGCCUGCGGGGACGGGAGGGGGCUGCCCUCUCCCCGACACAGGCGUUUUCCUGCUUUU
Messenger RNA from Pan troglodytes (chimpanzee), 3181 nucleotides. RefSeq names its product PITPNM family member 3 (gene PITPNM3). The coding region runs from base 94 to 3078 and encodes 994 amino acids. Lineage: Eukaryota; Metazoa; Chordata; Mammalia; Primates; Hominidae. Gene Ontology annotation, molecular function: phosphatidylcholine intramembrane carrier activity; metal ion binding; phosphatidylcholine binding. The transcript is spliced from 20 exons. The record is from RefSeq and is a predicted model, not a curated record. Gene Ontology annotation, biological process: phospholipid transport. Gene Ontology annotation, cellular component: cytoplasm.